CCCCGUCCCGGCCCGUCCCGCCCGGGCCGCGGGAGGGAGACCACCGCCAGCAAAUUACUGUGCCGCCGCGCCCCGGCCGCCGGGCUCUGCGCGUGUUUUGGUUGGGCUCCUUCCCCCCCCCCCCCCCCCCCCCCCCCCCCCCCCCCCCUUUUUUUUUUUUUUUUUUUUUUUUUUUUUCAGUUAACGUUUAAAUACUUUUUUUUUUUCACCUCCUUUUCGCGUGGUGGUGGGUUCUUCUCUCUUCUGCUCCGUUCACCUGCGAUCAGCGGAUGCAAGUCACACACGCUCUCUCCCCUCCCUCCCUCUCUCUCUCCAAGUUAGCAGCAAAGAACAAAAAAAAAUAGCUCCGUUAAGGAUAAGAGCGGGAGCGGAGGGGUGUGCGCGCGUCUGCCGGGGAGCGCCGGCGAGCGGAGGACACCGCCGACGGCUCCGCACACUCCUCCCGCCGCGCCAAGUGAAGCAGCAAGUUUGCCGUGCACCUGUUUGAGCAGCUCGAACCCCCGUCGCCGCCGAGCCCCGAAAGUGAUUUGCAAAAGGGAGAAAGUUUUUCGCCAGCAGGGUCGGCGAUCGCCCUCCUCGCGGUUUUCUUCUCCUCUUUUUUUUUUUUUUUUUUUCCCCUUUCUUUUUUUUUUUUUUUCCACGGCCGUCGCUACCUAGAUACGAACGGGUUUCGCCUCGCUCGCUCCCCGUCCGCCCGGGCUCCUCUAUGUUUGAUUCAUUUUUCACAUCUGGCGCCGGUGGAAAAUAAAAAAGCUACUUGAAUGUACAGCAUGAUGAUGGAGACGGACUUGCACUCCCCCGGCGGAGCCCAGGCCCCCACGAACCUCUCGGGGCAGACCGGAGCGGGAGGCGGUGGAGGAGGCGGCGGCGGCGGCGGCGGGGGGAACAAAGCGAACCAGGACCGGGUCAAGAGACCCAUGAACGCCUUCAUGGUGUGGUCGCGGGGCCAGCGGCGGAAGAUGGCCCAGGAGAACCCCAAAAUGCACAACUCGGAGAUCAGCAAGCGCCUGGGGGCCGAGUGGAAAGUCAUGUCGGAGGCCGAGAAGAGACCGUUCAUCGACGAGGCGAAGCGGCUGCGGGCGCUGCACAUGAAGGAGCACCCGGAUUAUAAAUACCGGCCCCGGCGGAAGACCAAGACCCUGCUCAAGAAGGACAAGUACUCUCUGGCCGGGGGACUGCUGAGCGCCGGCUCGGCCGGGGGAGGCCCGGCCGGUGUCGGCGUGGGCAUGGGCGUCGGCGUCAGCCCGGGCGGCGUCGGGCAGCGGCUGGAGAGCCCCGGCGGCACGGCCAGCGGCGGCUACGCGCACAUGAACGGCUGGGCCAACGGCGCCUACCCGGGCUCGGUGGCGGCGGCGGCGGCGGCGGCGGCGAUGAUGCAGGAGGCGCAGCUCGCCUACAGCCAGCACCCGGGCAGCGGGGGGCACCCGCACCACCCGCACCCCCAUCACCCGCACCACCCUCACAACCCGCAGCCCAUGCACCGCUACGACAUGGGCGCCCUGCAGUACAGCCCCAUCUCCAACUCGCAGGGCUACAUGAGCGCCUCGCCCUCGGGCUACGGCGCCCUGCCCUACGGCUCCCAGCCCCACCAGAACUCGGCGGCGGCAGCGGCGGCAGCGGCAGCGGCGGCGGCCGCCUCCUCGGGGGCGCUGGGCGCCCUGGGCUCGCUGGUGAAGUCGGAACCCAGCGUGAGCCCUCCCGUCACUUCGCACUCGCGGGCCCCGUGCCCCGGGGACCUGCGGGAGAUGAUCAGCAUGUACUUACCGGCCGGGGAAGGCGGUGAUCCGGCAGCAGCAGCCGCCCAGAGCCGGCUCCACUCCCUGCCCCAGCACUACCAGAGCGCCAGCACGGGGGUGAACGGCACCGUCCCCUUGACGCAUAUCUGAACCCCCGCCGGCACCGGAGCGGCGGAGACAGGCUCGAGUGGGAGCACCGGCUCGGCCCCUGGCCCGGGCCUCGGCCCCGGCCCCGGCCCCGGGCCGUCCCGCUGGACUGCGCGCCCCGCCGCUGCCACCGCACGCUCAGCCCCGGCCGCCCGCCCGCGUCCCGGCCCCGCGCCGCUCCUGCCCCGCUCCCAGGUUCCCCCCUCUUAUUUUUGCCUCUCGCGCCCCUUCCCUCCCGCCCUCCCCCCCCCUUCUUUUUUUCUUUCUUCCUUCCUUCC
Molecule: messenger RNA, 2161 nt
Organism: Empidonax traillii (willow flycatcher)
Lineage: Eukaryota; Metazoa; Chordata; Aves; Passeriformes; Tyrannidae
Gene: SOX1
Product: SRY-box 1
Exons: 1
Coding region: 762-1886 (374 amino acids)
Biological process (GO): anatomical structure morphogenesis; cell differentiation; regulation of DNA-templated transcription
Molecular function (GO): DNA-binding transcription factor activity, RNA polymerase II-specific; RNA polymerase II cis-regulatory region sequence-specific DNA binding
Source: RefSeq, a predicted model, not a curated record